AUGACACAGCGAGUUAUGUUUGCGCAGGGCCUAAAGCCUGCCAAUCGAAUGGUAGAGCUGCACCCCGGCCAAGCCUACCUCCAUCGCUUUAAAAGCGCUCGUCGGGACUACAAGACAGAUAUCUGGGUCGCUAUCAUUCUCCCGGACGACGAAAUUGAGCGCCAUGGACUUCAUCGUCGGCCCUCCGAGGCGAAACCUGCCGACGGAACCUGGAUUACGCCCACCAGCGAAAGGUGUUAUCCGUGCUUCUUACCCGCAAGAAACACCUUCCGUUACGCUUCUGUCAAAGAGCUCUUCAAUCUGCCCGAGAAACCACCGGCCAGAUACUCUGCUAUCUUCGGAGAAGAAGAUGAGAAGCUAUUCCAGGAAGUUCUCAACCUGGCGAGGAUGUCCCCCGAAAUCGAUUUCUGGCUUAAAAUGGCCGAUGAUGAAGAAAUCAUGAAAGGUAAGCGUGGCAAGGAGAUGGAGCUUAUUCGACCAGAUGGCUACGACCAUGUCUUUGCCAAAAUCUCUUCCGAUUCGGAUUCGGAUGACCUUUCGUCGGAUAUAGAAGAAGCAAAGAGUGAAAGAUCCGUACCCGCUGGCUCCAAUAUUGCUCGGUUCCCAGCCUUAACUGUCAAUACACCCAUGCUUUACAUAAAGCAAGAGGAAGUAGAAGGCCCAGAAGAGAGCCAACAGAAAGAACUUGUUCUGGGAAUGAACUUCCGACAGGUUCAGAAUCAUUUUCUUCUGCGCGAUGAAUACCGCUCUACAAUCCGAAGAAUUUUUCAACAUAAUCUUGAUGUUGAGGAUCAACCAGAAGCCGAACAGAUCUGCAUGUUUGUCAAUUCUGGUCAUUUCAACCCUCGGGUUGUCGAAGUCAAGGAUCCAGUCCCUUUCGCGAAUAACGCCGGAGAAGAAAAUUCCAACGACGAAAGCCAAACGCGACAGAUAGGUGAUAUCCUGAGAAUUGGCCGGAAGCUCCAGCUGCAGGGUAUACAGCUGCAGGGCAAGGACGAUAUCAAGGGUCUACAAAAGCUGAUACUCAAUCUCGGUCGGCUUUAUAAACAGGCUCGGAUUUUUGAUAUCAAGCUUUUGAUGGUGGACAUCAUUCAGAAACUGCAAAUUGCAUGGAAUUCAUAUCCGGGCAUUUAUCAGCUUCAGCCCCUGCUCGAAGUUAUCCGCAUCAUUGAUCCAGUACAUUUGACUGCUGGCGAUCUUUUUCAGGAGUGGAUCGUGGCGUUCAUCGCCGAAACAAUUGAUAUUUUCCAGUACGACGAUGGGAAGAAGUUUUGGAAAGUCAUGAAUUCGUACCCGCUUCUGCGUAUGUCGGUUCAAGACAAGCGCAGGGAAGUUCUGAAAAAUAACCAGGAAAGGUACAUGGAUGUCCAGGCUCUACUCUGGAGCCGGGGAGUGGAUGGAAAUUAA
This is a messenger RNA of Penicillium waksmanii, 1407 nucleotides long. RefSeq lists its product as uncharacterized. NCBI's taxonomy places the organism in Eukaryota, Fungi, Ascomycota, Eurotiomycetes, Eurotiales, Aspergillaceae. Bases 1 to 1407 code for a protein of 468 amino acids. The record is from RefSeq and is a predicted model, not a curated record. The transcript has 3 exons.